AUGGGGAGCAGUGGUGGUUAAGCAGGGCAGUUCUGCCUUCCGGGGGACAUGUGGCAACGCCUAGAGACACUGUGGGUUGUCCCAUCUGGAGGUGAGGUGGUGGGGGUGCUCAGCUCAACCCCCUGCUUUGCCUGGACGCCCUUGUGACGGAGAGCGACCGGCAGGAGGUCACAGAGCCCCUAGCUGGUGUCGUGGUUUCUCUUCUCUUUUUCCUCCAAAGUGCUUCUUUGGCACUUGAUUGUAGAACCUUGUGUCUCUUCCUCACCAGCUAAAGACAGCUGCCUCGAGUCAUCUCAUGCUCCGGUCUAACGUGGAACCCACAUCCUGGGUGCUGGGGCUCCAAGUCUGUGUGUUUAAGGGUGUCCCGUGGGUUGUCCCCGGGUCCUCUGAGUUUGAGAGCCACGGCUCUCGGGCUGCAGUGAUGUUUCAUGUCAACGGCCACCUUACGGUACUGUCCCUGAGAUCAGCUCGCCGAGCUGCUGCUAACCAGAAUGUGCUGGAAUGUGGUGCUGCCACCUCCCGUGUGGGAGUGGGAGGCCAGGCCUCUGCUGGAAAGGCCGGAGCACACCUGUGUGGAGACGCGAGGCCUGGGCCCCGGAGCACGGGGGCCUUUGGUCAGCAUGACUGUCUGCUGCCGGGGUGUAGGGCAGGAGGAGGGGUGGCCAGGUGCCGAGUGCGAUGGAACAGCCUCCCCCGCCCGGCCCCGUGGGGCUGCCCCGUCGUCUCUGCUCAGUAAGGAGAGGGCACCUCAGGGAAGGGUUAACAUCCUCUCAGUGAAGCAGCCAUCAGCCUUCUGCUUCUGGGGUAGAGAAGAGCAAGCGCAGCCUGCGAGCGAUCUGCACCCCUCCCCCAGGAGGCCGCGUGGGGGGUAGUAGGAGGGGCCGGCUGUAAUCGCAUUCAUGGAAAUACACCCGCGAGGAACUGAGCUGAGCCGCACACACGCCGAGUGUCAGCCGGUGGCAGCUCCGCAGCCAUCUCUGUCCCCGCCAGCCUUCCCCGCCAGGAUCGGCUCCCUCUCCCUCUCCGUCCAAGGUUUCCACUCGGCUUUUGUUCCCGGGCUGCCUCCCCCACCCUGGCUGUGCCGGCACACAUGCCGUGCUGGCUCCAUCCCUGCGUCCGCUGGGGGCUGCGGGAGCUCCCGGGAGUCUGGCACCGUGGGGCCGCGGUGCCGGCCCACCAUGGCCUCUGAAGCGGAGAGCGGCGAGCGGCCCAGGCUUUGACGGGGGCUGCGGGGGCUGCCGGAGAGGGGACUCGCCUUGGUUCCCAGUGACCUGACCGCAGAGGAGCGCCAGGAACUAGAGAACAUCCGGCGGAGAAAGCAGGAGCUGCUGGCCGACAUUCAGAGGCUCAAGGAUGAGAUAGCAGAGGUAGCUAAUGAAAUUGAAAACCUCGGGUCCACAGAGGAAAGGAAAAACAUGCAGAGGAACAAACAGGUAGCCAUGGGCAGGAAGAAAUUUAACAUGGACCCUAAAAAGGGGAUCCAGUUCUUAAUAGAGAACGACCUGCUGAAGAACACUUGUGAGGACAUCGCCCAGUUCUUAUACAAAGGGGAGGGGCUCAACAAGACCGCCAUCGGCGACUACCUGGGGGAGAGAGACGAGUUUAAUAUCCAGGUUCUUCACGCAUUUGUGGAGUUGCAUGAGUUCACUGACCUUAACCUCGUCCAGGCGCUACGGCAGUUCCUGUGGAGCUUCCGGCUACCGGGAGAGGCCCAGAAGAUAGACCGGAUGAUGGAGGCGUUCGCGCAGCGCUACUGCCAGUGCAACCACGGCGUGUUCCAGUCCACAGAUACUUGUUACGUCCUCUCGUUUGCCAUCAUCAUGUUGAACACCAGCCUGCACAACCCCAACGUCAAAGAUAAGCCCACCGUGGAGAGGUUCAUCGCCAUGAAUCGCGGCAUCAACGAUGGGGGAGACCUGCCCGAGGAGCUGCUCCGGAAUCUGUAUGAGAGCAUAAAAAACGAGCCUUUUAAAAUCCCAGAGGAUGAUGGGAAUGACCUCACUCACACGUUCUUCAACCCAGACCGGGAAGGCUGGCUAUUGAAACUCGGAGGUGGCAGGGUCAAGACUUGGAAACGACGCUGGUUUAUUCUGACCGACAACUGCCUUUACUACUUCGAAUACACGACGGACAAGGAGCCCCGCGGGAUCAUCCCUCUGGAGAAUCUGAGUAUCCGGGAGGUGGAGGACUCCAAAAAGCCAAACUGCUUUGAGCUUUACAUCCCCGACAAUAAAGACCAAGUGAUCAAGGCCUGCAAGACGGAGGCCGACGGGCGAGUGGUGGAGGGGAACCACACCGUGUACCGCAUCUCGGCCCCGACGCCGGAGGAGAAGGAGGAGUGGAUCAAGUGCAUCAAGGCCGCCAUCAGCAGGGACCCUUUCUACGAGAUGCUGGCGGCGCGGAAGAAGAAGGUCUCCUCCACGAAGAGACACUGAGCCUGCCCAGCGAGCGGCGCCGGCGUGCGAGGCGUGAGAGGGCCCAGGCUCUUCCUCCCGUCACCCCCACAGAUGUGGGGGGCUGGGCUGCCGGACAGGGCUGUCCCCUGCUGGGCAUCACCCUGAGUUCCUAGAGACUGGCUUCAGCUUUGCCAUUUGUUUUUAAGUGGGAGAAGGGGAGGAGUUUGCAGGGGGAGAGGGGUCUGACGCCCGUCAGGCGUGGGGUUGGGAGCCUUUCUCUCUCCAAAGAACGGGGCCCCUCUCGGCACGUCAGCCUCCUUGCAAGUCUCCCGCUCGGCAGGUGUGACGGCAGAGCUCGAAGCCAACUGUUUACCUCUCGGUUAUUUCCCUGUGAAGCGGCCUUCCGCCCUGCGCCGUGAACACACGUCGGUGUAUUCUGUGUUCGGAGAAGAGUGGUCCGGAAGAGAAGCCACGUACUAUAAAGAUAUAUUUUUGUUUUUUAAAGAGAGAAAAAGCUAAAGUAGAGCAGUCCAGAGGCGUUCUGCCUGGGCCGGGGUGGGAGCCCCCUGGUAGCCGCUGGCGGGAGCCGGCUUCUCGGCAGCCGGAGGCCCAGGGCGGUGGACACGGGUGAGGCCGGGCCCCGGGGGCCAGCGGUGGGGCUGGUGCUUCUCCGUCCCGGGGGCUGGGGACGCUGAGCAGGGAGAAUCGCUGGGCUUUCCCGUUUCUGCUCUUUCCAAGCUCCUUCUCGUGGGGCUUCAAAAUGCCAAGUCCGCAUUUUCCCUUGAGCUAAGUACCCAGUAACCAAAACUGUGAGGAAGGCGGUCCCCGAGGCCCGUCUCCUCCUCCUCCUCCCCCAGAGCUACGGUCCUCGUUUUAGAGGAAGGAGCAGGUCUUACCUGAUCACCUUAGGUCUUCAGCUUUUUCUGCCUCAACUCUGGCCCCAACCUGGACUACUGUCUCCCAUAUGGGGGUGGGGGACUGGGGGGGCUUCAUCUGCCCGGCGGGGGCAGGCGGAGCGCGAGGGGGACGAGGCCUGGCUCACGUCCUUCCUCCCCGACGGCCUAACUCACGGCGCGGAGGGAGCCACGAAGCGCGGCGUCCUCCCGCCGUCCUCUCAGGGACUCUCGGGGCCGCUCCCGCCGCCCGUCAGGCCGGCGCCGGUGCAGGCCAGGCAGCGGCCGGCUCAGGCCAUCCCAGUGCCACCGCGUCCCCCGGGACCGGGCGGCACACGCACCGCCUCUCGGAGAAGGCGGAGAGCUGCCGGUCUCCUCGGGCAGCGGGACCCCGGCUCCUCCGGCUCCGUCAGGGCAGGCGGGCCUCUCUGGACAUGGCCUUUGUGAAAGGGCGUGAUCGGGGGUGCUGGCGGGGGGACUCUCGGGGCCCCCCUCCUACAGGCCCUCCCUAGAGCGGCUGCAGGCGUGCUCGUGCCGGAGCUCGUAAGGGGACCGGAGGGUGUCCGGGCCGGCCUGCCCCGCCGCCGGCCGCGCCCCUGCACUGGUUCCCGCACAGCCCGAGGGGCACCAGAUCAGUGUUAGUCUAUUUACCUGACUGUAAAUAUCCGUGUAUAGUUUCUCUCCUUUUAGAUUAUUUUGUAUUUGUUUAAAAAAAGUUUUGUUAAAAUAUAAAAUAUAAAGAAGUGACUGAAAAUUGUUAACAGGGUUUUAAAAAAAUUAUAAUUAUUAUCGCAGUUGUUUUCGUUCCUCUGGUUUUUUUGCGUUGUAAACCGGCACCAAGGAGCCGCAGCAAAUAAAGUCCGGAUCUGCCCCCGCA
Messenger RNA from Mustela erminea (ermine), 4166 nucleotides. It is a transcript of the gene CYTH1, whose product is annotated as cytohesin 1. Gene Ontology annotation, biological process: regulation of ARF protein signal transduction. The record is from RefSeq and is a predicted model, not a curated record. The transcript is spliced from 13 exons. The coding region runs from base 1416 to 2435 and encodes 339 amino acids. Lineage: Eukaryota; Metazoa; Chordata; Mammalia; Carnivora; Mustelidae. Gene Ontology annotation, molecular function: guanyl-nucleotide exchange factor activity.